CCUCGUUUUGAAGUAACAUUCCAGCGACGAAAUUCAACCGGGAGAAGAGAUGUGUACAAACUGACGACAACUGGGAUUUACUGCGAUUUCCUCGGAAACCAGACAAGUUUUCAACAUGCAACUCAAGCAUAUGAAGAACCUGCUCCCACCACAGGAUGGUGCAGGGAAGGUGAUGUGCCUGGCAUGGUCCCCCAGCAAUGCCAAACUGGCCGUGUGCACCGUGGACAGGGUCGUGCUUCUGUACGAUGAGCAGGGAGAGAAGAGGGACAAGUUCUCCACCAAACCUGCAGACUCAAAGUUUGGCAAGAAAAGCUACAUGGUCAAGGCCAUGGCAUUUUCCCCUGACUCUGCCAAGAUCGCAGUGGGACAGACAGACAACAUCAUCUAUGUGUACAAGAUUGGAGAAGAAUGGGGAGAGAAGAAAGUCAUCUGCAACAAGUUUAUUCAAACAAGUGCUGUGACUUGCUUAAUCUGGCCUCCAGACCAAAACAUCAUCUUUGGCCUUGCUGAUGGAAAGGUAUUAAAGGAUCUGUUUUUAAAGUUCCUUACUAAAUUAUAUGAUAUGUGUAGUUGGAUAUGAAUGACAU
Branchiostoma belcheri (Belcher's lancelet) is the source of this 587-nucleotide messenger RNA. Its product is annotated as intraflagellar transport protein 172 homolog. The record is from RefSeq and is a predicted model, not a curated record. Gene Ontology annotation, molecular function: protein binding. Gene Ontology annotation, biological process: intraciliary transport. Gene Ontology annotation, cellular component: ciliary basal body; intraciliary transport particle B; axoneme. Bases 116 to 580 code for a protein of 154 amino acids. The transcript is spliced from 5 exons. NCBI's taxonomy places the organism in Eukaryota, Metazoa, Chordata, Leptocardii, Amphioxiformes, Branchiostomatidae.